GUUCGGCCGGAGCGAAAAUGUCGAAGAAGCGGGCGGCGGCGGGCGAGCUGCGGGCGCUGCGGGCGGCCGUGCACGGCCAGCUGGCGGAGGCCGCCGAGGAGAUCUUCGGCCUGCUGGCGGAGCGGAGGAAGACGGGCGACGUGGCCGCGCUGCGGGAGCUGGUGACCGAGCGGCUGACCGCGGCGCUGGAGAACAUCCUCACCGUGUUCGAGAGGAGCGGAGCCGCCGGGGCGGAGCAGGCCGGCCCGCCGCACGGACACGGAGCCCCGCCGGGAAAAGCAGAGCUGCGGUUCUCUGUCGGCGUCAGGAGCGUCUCCAGUCAAACACGAACCUCCUCGCACGCGAAGCCCAGCCUCGACGUGGAGGAGUGGCAGGACAAGGCUCGCCCCGGCACCUCGACGAAGCCCGAGGACACAGAGCGCCCCCCGGUGUCCCCGGACGACCCCGCCCCCGAGGACGACGGUGAUGAAAAUGACGAGGAGGAGGAGGGGUCCCCUCCCUGCUGCAAGGUGUGUGGAAAGUCUUUCGACAGGAAAGGCUUUCUGAUGAAGCACGUGGAGAAGCACACCAAGGACGCCGAGUGUCUCUGCGGCCUCUGCGGCCAAAGUUUAGACUCCACUGACGCUCUGAGGCUCCACCUCCAAACCCACCGGGACGACAGCAGGACCUGCCCCAUCUGCGGCAAGAAGUUCCCGUCCAUCCGGGCACAGGAGACGCACCUGAGGCUGCACACAGGAGAGAAACCCUUCAGCUGCCCCUUCUGCGACAAGGGCUUCAACCAGAAGGGCAACAUGGUGACGCACAUGAGAAUCCACACAGCGGAGAAACCCUACAAGUGCAGAGUGUGUCGCAGGGAGUUCAGCCACACCGGCUCGCUGGAGCGCCACAUGAAGGCCCACGACGGCCAAACGCCGUUCAGCUGCAAAGUCUGCGGGAAAGACUUCGCCAAGAGCACCGAGCUGAGGAAACACAGCCAGAGCCACGCUGCUGAGCCCAGGGACGAGCCCCGCGGCAGGAACAAGCGCAAGAAGCCCGGCCUGGCGCCGUCCCACUUCUGUAAAGUGUGCGGCAGCGGCUUCCACAACAAGGGCAACUUCCUGAGGCACGCCGAGACGCAUCUGAACGACACAGAGGCGCGUUGCGGCGUGUGCGGGGAGCAGGCGGAGUCGGCAGAGAGCCUGAAACUUCACAUACAGAGCCACAGAGAAACCAGCAGGAUCUGCGACGUGUGCGGCAUCAGCUUCCGUGACAUGGAGAUCCACAUGAGGAUCCACACGGGCCAGAAGCCGUUCAGCUGCAAGGACUGUGGGAAGCACUUCCCCCGGAAAGGCUCACUGGAGCGCCACAUGAAGCUGCACGCCGGUGAGAGGCCGUACAUCUGCGAGUUCUGCGGGAAAACGUUCAUCGAAAACACUGUUCUGAAAAGACACAUCAAGAGCCACACAGGGGAGAAGCCGCGGAUUUACUCGUGUGAUGUGUGCGGCAAAAAGUUCACCAUGAGCCAGCACCUGGAUGUGCACAAAAGGAUCCACACCGGGGAGAAACCCUACACCUGCAGGGUCUGCGGCAAGAACUUCCGGCAGAUCGGCAACCUGGACUCGCACAUGAGGAUCCACACAGGCGAGAAGCCGUUCAUUUGCAGCCUCUGCGGGAAGCGCUUUCGCCAAAAGGUUUCCCUGGAGACGCACGAGAGGUUCCACAAGAAGGAGAAACCGUACGGCUGCCACCUCUGCCAGAAGGGCUUCGUCCAGAAGAUCGACCUGAAGAGACACAUGCUGACUCACACAGGGGAGAAACCCUACAGCUGUAAAGUGUGCGGGAAGAGGUACCAGGAGAAGAGAUCCUUGGACUCGCACAUGAAAGUUCACACGGGCGAGCGAGGUGGGAAGGAGGCAGCGGCGGCGGCGGCAGCGGCAGUGAGCCUCAAGCGGCACGACGGUCCUCACACAGACUUCAUCCAGUUGUAAACUCACUCAGCUGAUUUUAUUUUUUUCGAGGGAGGGCGAAACUUUUAACCACGCAGAUUUCGUAUAAGUAUUUCACUGUUGUGAGUUUAUGUGUUCUAUUGAUCCAAAGGUUUUAAUUUUUUAAUUUAUACUCGUGUGUCAACAUUAGGGUUAGAUAGAGAGAUAAUUUAUUGUCCUCCAUCAAGGUCAAUGAAGGAACAUUCAGUCAGUCAAACUAUAAACCACUCAUCAGUCCCGAUCAUUUGGUCCAAUAUUCAGGAUAUGAAUAUUGGACCAAAUAAUGAUAUGAAAACCAGUCAGGCUCCACCUCUCCAUCUGAAAGACAGCAGGACAAAAGUGAGUGGGCGGGGCCUUGUUUCUGAUCACAUGGUUCCAGUUUUCCUCUCCCUUUUCAGUGGAUUUGUCUGUAAUUCAGUUUGACAGACAGACAGAAGAGGCUCUAAGGUUCCAGUUUUCAUUUCAGUUUAACAGGAUUUACGCUCACAAACAUCUGGACUGUUCAGAUCUGAUCCAGCGGUGCCGACCUGACCUGUACAUACUGAUGGGGAUGUGCACGGAUACCCAGUUAGCAGGUUUACCAGUUGUUUUAAA
Messenger RNA from Myripristis murdjan (pinecone soldierfish), 2558 nucleotides. RefSeq names its product gastrula zinc finger protein XlCGF57.1-like. Gene Ontology annotation, molecular function: DNA-binding transcription factor activity, RNA polymerase II-specific. The record is from RefSeq and is a predicted model, not a curated record. Gene Ontology annotation, biological process: regulation of transcription by RNA polymerase II. The transcript has 2 exons. Lineage: Eukaryota; Metazoa; Chordata; Actinopteri; Holocentriformes; Holocentridae. Gene Ontology annotation, cellular component: nucleus. Bases 18 to 1967 code for a protein of 649 amino acids.